Molecule: messenger RNA, 652 nt
Organism: Humulus lupulus (European hop)
Lineage: Eukaryota; Viridiplantae; Streptophyta; Magnoliopsida; Rosales; Cannabaceae
Exons: 3
Coding region: 270-578 (102 amino acids)
Source: RefSeq, a predicted model, not a curated record
UGGUGAGUUGAAAUUAAAAAUUUCAACAUCAAUAUCUUGUUUAUGAGCCUCUCAAAGAAUAAUAAAACUUGUCAAAAAAACAUCGCAUUUCUUUUAGUCAUCCAACGCAGUGAAUCAUUUUCCUUUUGCAUGUUUACACAUUGCAUAUCGACCAUAAGAAAUUGUCUUUCAUACAAGCUAGUGCCCCGAUACUCUUCAAGAUUCCUAGUGGGGUUCCUCACUCUCUCAAGUGUUUAUUAACUACUGUGAAGUAUGUGGAGCCAAGUUUCAUGGUCAAAGUUCCGAUGGAUUUCGAGAUAUUAGGUCAUGAGAAUGAUUUAUAUAUCUCACAAGAAGAUAUAGUCCACUUUGGCUUAAUCGAGGAGAUUGGAGCAUCAUGUAUAUCGUUAUAUAUCAGGAUUUUAUACUUCCAAUUAGUGAAAAGAGAGAUCAGUCACUUUUUUCGUUUUGUUGAGCCAAUUUGGUUAUCAAAUGUUGGAUCUACUGAAGAAGAACGAGUUGAAUGGAUAUCAAAGCGUAUGAUCCAGGUCAAAUGUGGUUGUUGCCGUAUCAUAAGGGAAAUCAUUGGAUGCUUAUAAUAAUGGAUUUUGAUCACCAAUUGUGCUAUUUCCUGGAUUCUCUUGACAAUUUUCCACCAGAUGAAAUCAAAUCU